Molecule: messenger RNA, 2009 nt
Organism: Hypomesus transpacificus
Lineage: Eukaryota; Metazoa; Chordata; Actinopteri; Osmeriformes; Osmeridae
Gene: slc2a9l2
Product: solute carrier family 2 member 9, like 2
Exons: 14
Coding region: 120-1730 (536 amino acids)
Biological process (GO): monosaccharide transmembrane transport
Cellular component (GO): membrane
Molecular function (GO): hexose transmembrane transporter activity
Source: RefSeq, a predicted model, not a curated record
AGAAGCACCGGCAAAAGGUCCGACAGAUGCGAGAAAAGCCAUCUGUUUGUGUCAGUCAGUUUGAAGUUUUUCCUUACUGCUAGCUCACUGGACUGACUGGGGUGCCCUGAAAACUAGACAUGGAAAAAAACGGUCAAAGUCAACAUGUCGAAACAAACAACAACAGCAAGACAAACAAUUCCAAAGGCCACCCCAAAGAGAAAAUCACAGCCUGCCUGGUGAGUGCAGCCUUCUUCAGUGCUCUGGGGUCAUCUUAUCUCUAUGGUUAUAACCUUUCAGUCGUCAACGCUCCAGCACUGUAUAUACAAGACUUCUACAAUAAGACCUGGAUUGAGCGAUAUGGAGAUCCAAUCGGAGAAGAGACAGUGAAAUUGCUGUGGUCCAUCACUGUUUCUAUAUUUGCCAUCGGAGGCCUGAUUGGAACACUUGCCGUCUCCCUUCUCAUUAAAGUAAUCGGAAGGAAGGGCACCUUGCUCCUGAAUAAUGUCUUUGCAGUGAUAGCAGCUUUGCUGCUGGCCCUGGGGGAAAUGGCAGGAUCUUUUGAGAUGCUCAUCAUUGGCCGUCUUUUAAUGGGGGUGGACUCUGGUAUUGCCCUCAGUGUCCUACCCAUGUACCUUGGGGAGAUUUCCCCCAAAAGCAUAAGAGGCUCCAUUGGUCAAUUCAAUGCUAUCCUUAUCUGUUUGGGGGUGUUCACAGGACAGGUAUUGGGACUUCCUGAACUAUUCGGAAAGGAGUCCAGAUGGAACUUCCUGUUUGCCUUCCUGGCGUUGCCUGCCCUGCUCCAGCUCUGUGUUCUACCCUUUCUUCCUGAGAGCCCCCGCUACCUUCUGAUGGAGAGGAGAGAUGAGGCUGGAGCAGAGAAAGCUUUUAGAGCCUUCUUGGGGAAGAAGGAUGUCAGCAAGGAAUUGGAAGAGGUCCACGCAGAGUGUAGAGCACAGAACAGUUUGCAGACAGCUUCCGUCCUUGAGCUUCUGCGUACUCGUGCUGUACGAUGGCAGAUCAUCACUGUCAUCGUCACAAUGGCUUGCUACCAGCUGUGUGGCCUCAAUGCAAUUUGGUACUACACCAAUGGGAUUUUGCGAGAGGCAGGAUUUCAAGAGCAACUAAUGCCAUACAUCACUCUCAGCACAGGUGGCAUAGAGACUCUGGCUGCCAUCAUUUCAGGUCUUGUAAUUGAGCGAAUUGGAAGAAGACCUCUGCUCAUAUUUGGUUUCUCUGCCAUGGCUGUGUGCUUCAGUCUUCUCACUGUAUUCCUGAACUUCCAGGACAGAGUUUCGUGGAUGCCUUAUCUCAGUUUCACCUGUAUAUUGGCUGUAAUUGCCUCCUUCUGUUCCGGACCAGGUGGGAUACCCUUUGUUCUAACUGGUGAACUCUUUGAGCAAUCAUACCGGCCCGCUGCCUUCAUGAUUGCAGGUAUUGUCAACUGGCUGUCCAACUUUGCUGUGGGACUGCUGUUUCCUUUCAUUCAGGAGGGCCUCAAGACCUAUGCUUUCCUGGUCUUUGUGGUGGUCUGCGUGCUCGGUGCCUUAUAUCUGUACUUCAUCCUCCCUGAGACCAAAAAAAAGACUUUUGUUGAAAUCAGCCAGAGCUUCGCCAAGAUCAACAAGAUCCAAGAUCAAGAUGUUUUGAAAGACAAGGAAAUGGAAGGAGUACUGGAUGUCAAACCUGGAACCAAAGAAGUGGAGAACGAGAUAGAAAGCGACAUCAUCGAGAUGGAAAGUUCUUUCUAAUUAGAACAAAAGCUGCUCAAUAACAGUUACACUACUCUAAAAUGUAUUUGUAUGUAUGUAAAUAUUUAUCAGGCUGGUGCAGGGAUGCCAUUUUCUGGAUCUGCUUCGCAAACUAAAGUAUAUGUUUGUAUUCAGAAGUGUAAGGGAAGUAGGCAGGGUUUGUUGUUUUUUGUACCGCGGUUUGAAGCCUCAAGCCUAAUCAUGAUACCUCGUCUAAAUUAAUCGUUAACUAUUUUUGAAAACAAUGUGAUAUUUGAAAUAAAUUGUCUUUAAAAUCAA